Chiloscyllium plagiosum (whitespotted bambooshark) is the source of this 2388-nucleotide messenger RNA. RefSeq names its product sperm microtubule associated protein 1-like. The record is from RefSeq and is a predicted model, not a curated record. Lineage: Eukaryota; Metazoa; Chordata; Chondrichthyes; Orectolobiformes; Hemiscylliidae.
UGGAGCUGUGAGGCUGCAGUGCUAACCACUGAGCCACCGUGCCGCCCCAAAUUUAUGAAAUGCGAAUCUAUUCUCUGUUAUUUCUUGUGCUGAGCCAAACCAUUGUCUUCAAGUGGUUUCCUCAACAGUUAUUCUCUGAAUACAGGUCCAUGUUUAAAACUAUCCCGUUGAUCUGGAAGCAUAAAAAGAAGUAACACUUUCAAUACAUAAAUUGAAGUCUUAUGCUGUAUAUACGUACCCUUUCCCAAUAAUUCACACAGGGUUUAAUGGGCAUUAAAAUACAUCUGGGGUUUACAAAUACAUAAAUGGGUAAAAACAAAUAGUUUAUAGCAAAUCGUCCAAUGAAAAGGAGUAGUUUGACAUCAUAAGUUUAAAUAUGACAACCCUCAGAAGAAUUUGAAGGUUAAUGAAAAAUUUACAACACCCCAGCAAUAACGGAAAAAGAUACAAGAGGCCCGAACCUUAUUUAACUUCUGUUUUUAAAGUCAAAACAUAAAAUACUGGCAACAUUCAUCGGGCGCAUGUAUCUGUGGAAUGGUUUCUGUGAUUGGUGACAUGGGUUGGACUGCCUCGGCCGCACGGCAUUAUUUGAACAGAAUAGAAUCCCUACAGUAUAUUAUUAUGAAUUAAUUCAUCAUAUUCCCUUUUUUAUUGUUUCUGAUUUUCUUCUAUUAAUUGUGACCCUCUGAAAAUUGAAACUUCUGCUGUUCCGAUUUGGUUUUUUUUGCUUUUUGAUGACAAUGGUUUCUAAAGAAGAGACAUCUGUGCAGUGCACAUAGUAGUGUUUCGGGUUGAUGACCUUGUUUGCUUUUAAAGUGUUAGUUUACUAAUCUCUUGUACCUGUCUCUAUAGCAACACAAACAAAUACACCUUUACUUCCAUUGGAUAAUCAUUUUCCAAGAAUGGUAUGCUCAUAAUAACCGGAUCAAUCAGUUGGGUUGCAUGCAGACAUCUUUCUAAGGUAUUUCAAUUAUCUGUUUUCUCCGGAUUGAAUUCUCAUCGUUGUUAAUAAAAACGAGUAAAACAAGCAACCGUCGCCAUGGUGAUGAUGCCUAGUAUCUUGCCACCUCGCUUCGCUCCCUCUCCUCCAAAAGCUGAGUUGAAACGGAGGGAGAAAGCUUUCCUCUUGGACUGUGUGGCAAUCAGUUCGAUCGCCAGAGAUUAUAGUUACUCGGCGCCCAAGGCCGGAACUGUCAUCCCGCCUUAUAACGCACAGAACGACCACCAUGCACUGGCCUAUUUCAGGACCAAGCCUCUCCCGCCACUGUUAAGAAAGACCGGUCAAUCCCGUGGUGGGACUUCAAUCCAUGGUGUGACUGUCGAUCGAUUCCAGUUUCAAGGAGCUGCAGCAGGUUACCUGCGAACAAGAAACAAAAAUGGAGCAGGUCACUCCGCAGAUCAAGUGAAAGGACAUUCUCUGUUUCUCUCCGAAGUUAAACCUAUAUUUGGAUACAAUGGUCUCUAUGGAUACAGGAGGAAUACACCGGCCCUGCGUAAAGCCCCUUCACCUUUUGGUGUAAUUACCCGGUCUGCUAUUCAUUGAAAAAGCAAGACUGUAAGAUAUUGCUGCAUUACAGUUUGGUGAGGCAGUGUUGGGACAUUUUACACCGAAAAUGCAUAUAAGGCUAUGCCUUUUGCAAGUAGUAGCAUCUAACACUUAAAUCAUUCUCAUUGUUAGAAAGUUCUUAAGCUAAACUACAAAUAGGUAAAUCUGGUAUAGCAACUCUCACUGAUGAAAUAGAUCAUUCUGAGAUUGUUUUAGUUGUAAUAUUCAAUAAAAUCAAUAAAAUAUCCCUUUAUAAUAACACACGGAUAUAAAAACCAUUAAGGAAACAUUUCUGUAAAGUUGAUCUAAGAGUUAGAUUUGACUUGUCUUCUAAUUUCUACGAUAAAAACAAUUAUAAUCUAUAUUAGGUGUGGGAAUGAUUUUAGCCUUUGUUGUGUCACCCUUUGUGUUUUGCAGUUGUCUUCCUUUCAGAUAACAGAAACUUAGUCUCAACUCAGUAUUAACGCUCCCUAACAGUGAUCUGCAAUCGAUUUCUGCACUCACUGCAAUCGGAGAUAUACAUUAAUUUAAAUGAAAAUAUUUUGAUCUCUUCAAUUAAUUAUUAAAAUUCUUUUAUAAUCAUGAGAACUGGUAUAAAAUGAAGGUUUGGAUCUCAUUAUAGUGUUUUCUUUCUUGGUGUUACUUGUUGGAAAGUUGUUAAGACAUUUUAGAAGUUUAAAUAAACAAUUGAAAUGCCUUGCAAUUUCAUUGUGAGAUUCUAUAAUUAUAUAGGUCUGCGACAAAUGUGUGCAUUGUUAUGCUAUAAUCUCCUUGCAGUCCAUUGUAUUUUUUUUCUUUUCUAGUGCAUCCAUUUUGACUUACUUAAUGUCUAAAAUAAGAAU